CAGGGAGAACUACUGCGGAGUCGUGGGCGGGCUGCUGCGUGGGCUACAGCGCGCAGCGGGCCAAUUGGCGGGGUGCCGGGGUCGCAGCCAGGAGAGGACAACGCUCACACUAGGAACAGCGAGCGGAGCGCGGAAUCCAUACUGCUCCGCGGGGAAACCGGGGCAGACGAGCUCCCAGGACCCAGCGCCCGGUCGUGCCGGGCGGGGCCGCGCAUGCAAAUACGCCGGGCGCGAGGGCGGGCGCAGGAAGCCGGGGCGGCUCCAUGUAGCUCCCAGGAAAGCCCCGCGACCCGCGGGCCAGACCCUGGCGGACCCGGGGUCCGCCACUUCCCGCUCGGGCGUUCGGACGGCGAAUGGAGCAAGAGCGCUCAGCAGGAGACUUUGCAUCUCCCAAUGGGGCGACUUCGCUGUGGGUGCCUGUUCCCCAUGAGCUGCCUGUUCCUGCUGUGGGUGGCAGGCACUGGGGGUGUUGAAGUCCUGCGCGAGCCCACUUGCUUCUCCGACUUCCUCAGCACCUCCACCUGCGAGUGGGAGAUGGACAGUCCCACCAACUGCAGCUCCGAGCUCCGUCUGUCGUACCAGCUGGACUACGACCUGUCCCCUGAAAACUUCACGUGUGUCCCUGAGAACAGCGAAGAUGCCAUGUGCAUGUGCACCCUGUUUAUCACGGAGGACGUGACCUCAGCUGACAGCUACAAGCUGGCCCUGUGGGCUGGGAGGCGGCUGCUGUGGACUGGCUUAUUCAUACCCAGCGAGCAUGUGAAACCCAGAGCCCCAGCAAACCUCACGGUUCAUGGCGACAUCUCCAACACAUGGCUGCUGACCUGGAGCAACCCGUACCCUCUUGAGAAUUUCCUGUAUACUGAGCUCAUCUACCUGGUCAACGUUUCCAAUGAAAACGACCCUGCGGAUUUCAAAAUCUAUAAUGUGACCUACUUAGUACCUACCCUUCGCCUCCCAGCCAGUACCCUAAAGUCUGGAGUUACCUACAGUGCACGGGUCAGGGCCUGGUCUCAGAGCUAUAACAGCACCUGGAGUGAGUGGAGUCCCAGCGCCAAGUGGCUUAACAACUACGACCUGCCCUUCGAGAAGCGCCUCCCACUCAGCGUCAGCAUCUCCUGCGUGGCCAUCCCAGCCAUCUGCCUGUUCUUCUACUACAGCUUUGUCAGGAUUAAGAAAGAAUGGUGGGACCAGAUCCCCAACCCGGCCCAUAGCCCCCUGGUGGCGAUCGUUAUCCAGGACUCUCAGAUGUCGCUGUGGGAGAGGCGGUCCCGAGGCCAGGAACCAGCAAAGUGCCCACACUGGAAGACUUGUCUUACAAAGCUCCUGCCCUGUUUGCUGGAGCACGGCGUGAAAAGGGAUGAGGAUGCCCCCAAGGCUCCCAGGAACAGGCCCUUCCAGGGCCCUGGAAAGCCAGCGUGGCGCCCCGUGGAGGUCAGCAAGACGGUCCUCUGGCCCGAGAGCAUCAGCGUGGUGCAGAGCGUGGAGCUGUUUGAGGCCCCGGUGGAGAGCGAGGAGGAGGAAGCGGAGGACGAAGGGAGCUUCUGCACGUCGCUGGAGGGCAGUGGGAGCAGCUUCCAGGACGGGAGAGAGGGCAUUGUGGCCAGGCUGACAGAGAGCCUGUUCCUGGACCUGCUCGGGGACAAGGACAAUGACCCUGGCCAGCAGGGCUUGGGAGAGUUGUGCCUUAUUCCGCCGUCAGGGAGCGCGCACGCUCAGAUGCCCUGGGCUGAGUUCCCCAGGGCAGGACCCAAGCAGGCAUUUUCGCAGGGUGAGGAGCAGCCCUUCGACCUGGAGCCAGAUCCUCCAGCCAGCCUGCCCCAGGGCCCCACCGGCUUGACUGGCACGGAGAUGCCCGUGGUCAUCGCAGACAACCCUGCUUACCGCAGCUUCAGCAGCUCCCUCAGCCAGUCCCCAAGUCCCGGAGAACUUGGCCCAGACCUCCAGCUGGCCGCACACCUGGAGGAAGUGGACCCCGAGAUCCCCUGUGUCCCCCAGCCCUCUGAGGCAACCAGUAUGGUCCAGCCUGAGCCUGAAACCUGGGAGCAGAUUCUCCGCCAGAGUGUCCUCCAGCACAGGGGAGCCUCAGCCCCCGCCUCAGCCCCGGCCAGUGGCUACCGCGAGUUCACGCAUGCAGUGGAGCAGGGCAGCACCCCCUAUGGUGCAGGGGCAGGCUGCAGCCCUCCCGGAGACGCUGGGUACAAGGCUUUCUCAAGCCUGCUUGCUAGCAGUGCUGGGGCCCCAGGGACCCCUGGAUGUGGGGUCAGCAGUGGGGAAGGGGGCUACAAGCCCUUCCAGAACCUCCCUGGCUGCCCUGGGGACGCAGUCUCAGUCUCUGUCCCUCUGUUCUCCUUUGGACUGGACCUGGAGCCGCCUCAGAGCCCUCAGAACUCACUCCUCCCCAGCAGCUCCCCAGACCACCUCGGCCCAGAGCCCAUGGGUAAGGGAGACAGCAGGCAGAAGCCCCUGCUGUCCCCAGAGCAGGCCACAGAUGCCCUCAGGGAUGACCUGGGCAGUGGCAUUGUUUACUCAGCCCUCACCUGCCACCUAUGCGGCCACCUGAAGCAGUGCCAUGGCCAGGAGGAAGGUGGCCAGGUGCAUGUGGCCAGCCCCUGCUGUGGCUGCCGGUGUGGAGACAGGUCCUCACCCCCAGAGAGCCCCCUGAGGGCCCUGGUCCUCUCUGGAGGUGGGACUCCACUGGCCUCCCUGGCACCUUUGGACCUCUCGGAGGGUAAGUCCUCCCUAUCCUUCCAGCCUGCCCCUGGCAAUACCCAGGGCUCAAUCCAGACCCCCAAAAUGGGGGACCUGGUCUCCACAGGGCCCAGUUGCACCAGGGCCUCCUAGGUGGUGCCCUCGUGAAGCCCACAGGCAAGGACUGGAGCUAAUCCUGCCUGGGAAAUGCCUCCUCUUGGAAGGCAGCCAGGUUGGCAUAUUUCCAAGAGACAACUGAGGUAUGAAGGUGGGCAGUGGGCUACAGGGACUGGACCUGGCCUUCACAUUGGCCUGGCCUCAUCCCUCAGGAGUGGCGGCCACUUGGCAUUGUGCCCCCAGCAGGCACUUCCAGGAAUCAUGAGGUCCCUGGGCACCUCGACUUAGGCACGAGUAUCCUCCACUCCACCGACAGCUUCUGAGAGGACUGUCCCUAUCGUCCUGCCGCAGGCGUGCUCUGUCCACCAUCAGGUGCCCACGUCUGACCCCAGUCCUUGGAGUCAGCUGCCUCCAUACCUCUGGAAGCUGAGCCUAGAAACUAUUGAAGCCAAUGAGAGGAUGACUUGUGAGGCCUUGGGGAACUGAUAGGAAACAGCUCCUCCACCUGGAGCUGCCCGUGCAAUCAGCAGCACUUCCUGUGUCCAUGCUGGAGGUGUCGGGAGGUGCCCCGUCAAGCGGAGGCCACAGAGAAGGCCAUGGGGACCAGCAGGUGGCAUAAUGGUUACAUUGCUGGGCUCCCACUAGUCGACCGUAGUUCGAGUCCUGGACCCAGUGACUUAAAGCUCACACUGGCCAUGUGUGCGUGUGUGCCCAGGAUC
This is a messenger RNA of Tupaia belangeri chinensis (Chinese tree shrew), 3527 nucleotides long. It is a transcript of the gene IL4R, whose product is annotated as interleukin 4 receptor. Gene Ontology annotation, cellular component: external side of plasma membrane; membrane. The record is from RefSeq and is a predicted model, not a curated record. Gene Ontology annotation, molecular function: protein binding; cytokine receptor activity. The coding region runs from base 214 to 2844 and encodes 876 amino acids. Gene Ontology annotation, biological process: production of molecular mediator involved in inflammatory response; cytokine-mediated signaling pathway. The transcript is spliced from 10 exons. Lineage: Eukaryota; Metazoa; Chordata; Mammalia; Scandentia; Tupaiidae.